This is a messenger RNA of Lathyrus sativus (Indian pea), 1569 nucleotides long. The record is from the annotation of a GenBank genome assembly. Lineage: Eukaryota; Viridiplantae; Streptophyta; Magnoliopsida; Fabales; Fabaceae.
AUGGCCGUUCCGGCAAAUCCAGCCAUUGAAGAAGAAGAAGAAGAGCACGAACGCGAUGGUCCCACGCACCAUCCUUCUGCUCCGUCACACGAGUUUUUUGAUUUAUCAACAACUGUUGAUCCUAGUUAUAUAAUCUCCUUGAUAAGGAAGCUUCUUCCUUCGGAUUCUGGUUCUGUUCCUGGAGUUGUUUUGAAUUGCCCUAGCCAAGGAUUGGUUACUGAUAUUGAUAAUAAAGAAGCGGAUGCACCGGCAUCUGCACCUAUUUGUAAUGAUUAUUGCAUUGGAUUAUCGAAGAAUAAGCAUGAAAAUAUGGAUGUUGAUUUAUCAUGUGAAUCUUCUCAUGCGCGGGGAGAAUAUCAAAAUAAGAGUGAUGGACGUGAACGUUCUGGUGACUCGGUUGGAGAGGAUGCCUGGGAAGAAUAUGGUUGUAUUUUGUGGGACUUAGCUGCUAGUAAAACUCAUGCAGAACUCAUGGUGGAGAAUCUCAUACUUGAAGUUCUUUUAGCAAAUCUCAUUAAUUGCAAAUCCAUGCGUGUUAAUGAGAUUAGCAUAGGAAUUAUUGGGAACAUUGCCUGCCACGAAGUUCUAAUGAAGCGUAUAGUCUCCACUAAAGGACUGAUUGAGAUGAUUGUAGACAAAUUAUUUCUGGAUGAUCCUCAAUGCUUAUCCGAAACAUCUAGAUUAUUGACUGUGGGCCUUCAAAGUGACGAAUCCAUUUCGUGGGCUGAGGCAUUGCAGUCCGAACAUGUAUUAUGUCAAAUAUUAUGGAUUGCAGAAAAUACUUUGAACCUUCAGCUUUUAGAAAAGAUUACAGGGCUUAUAUUAGCUAUAUUAGAAAGCCGGCAAAAAGUUGUGGAUGAUCUUCUUCCACCUAUGAUGAAGCUUGGUUUGGCAAAUAUAUUGAUCAAUCUCUUGACUUUUGAGAUAAGCAAACUAACGAGUGACCGAAUACCUGAAAGGUAUUCAAUUCUUGAUUUAAUUCUUCGUGCAAUUGAAAGCCUUUCUGUUAUAGAUGGUCAUUCUCAGGAAAUAUGUUCAAAUAAAGAGCUUUUUCACCUAGCAUGUAACUUGGUCAAGUUCACAGAUAAAGUUGAGGUUGGGAACUGUUGUGUUACUGCUGCAGUUCUUAUUGCAAAUAUUUUGUCGGAUGUUGUUGAUCGUUCUUCUGAAAUAUCACAAGAUUGGUGCCUCUUAGGUGGUCUGCUUGAUAUAUUUCCUUUUGCUUCGGAUGAUUUGGAGGCAAGAAAUGCAGUCUGGAGCGUACUUGCUAGAAUAUUGGUCAGAAUACAUGAAACUGAAAUGAACUCAUCAAGUUUAUGUCAUUUUGUUUUGGUUCUUGUCAGAAGAAUUGAUCUGAUUGAAGAUGAGCUUCUGAACCAACAAUGUGUUGACUACAGCCCAGGCUCAACAGCAGAUACUAGAAACACAUCCCUCGUGAGAAUAAUCAGCAUUGUGAAUCAGUGGACAGCUGUAAGGAAGGAAACUGAGAAUAAUGGGAAUGCUGAAGUUCUUGUAAGUGAGACAGGUUUAAAAAAGUUGUUGGAUUGUUGUCACAAAUUCUCGAAGUAG